Messenger RNA from Metarhizium album ARSEF 1941, 645 nucleotides. RefSeq lists its product as uncharacterized. The transcript is spliced from 2 exons. NCBI's taxonomy places the organism in Eukaryota, Fungi, Ascomycota, Sordariomycetes, Hypocreales, Clavicipitaceae. Bases 1 to 645 code for a protein of 214 amino acids. The record is from RefSeq and is a predicted model, not a curated record.
AUGUCUCGCAUAGCCAAGGCACCGUGCGAUGGCAUGUCCAGUUCGCGGGUACGGGCUCCAGGGUACAUCGUCGACAUGCCCUUGGAUUGGCUUGACGCCGAGUCUUCAGAAGAAACCGUGUCCCUUGCCGUCAUCAAACUGCCGGACUGCGGCCAUGUCUCCUUCGGCGGCACCGUCAUCACAAAUCCUGGAGCACCCGGCGUUUCUGGCGUUCAUCACAUUCUGCAAGACGGCCACUACAUGCAAAGCAUGAUGGAUGGCGAGAAGCAUUUUGAGCUGGUGUCCUUUGACCCGAGAGGCGUGGCGUGGCCUAUAGCAAACCGUCAGAUCACUCUUGGAGUUCAAUACGGACAGAGUGAACACAUUGCUUGGCGAGUUGGAGGCGAGGCCAAGACCAGCUCUGACAGAAGGGGGCACGGAAACCAUCCUGACUGCGAACAUGGUGCAUUGCAAGGCAACUACGCCCUACUUCUUCGAGACGCGGGCCUGGACUCCCCGGCGGAUGGCUGUGCCCCGAGGAAAGCAGGUGAUUACAACUGGCUUGGCCUCUCGUCCUCGGCGGUAUUGUGCGGUGAUGCGGACGACACGACGCACCGCGACGAGACCCACUGGGGUCAUGACGAGAGACCAACGCUGCCGCGGUGA